UGAGCUGGAGAGAGAUGCAGGAGGGUGGGUAGCGUAGGAAAACGAAAUAGUAAACUCUGAGAAUAAGGUCGGUGGCAAGAUAAAUGUGUUUGGCAUGUUACUUUUGUGCAGUAUGUGUUAACGCAUUGAUAACUAACUUCUGUUAUAUGUUGUGAGCUUUGUUACCGUGACCAUAAUGUACAAGGACUGAAGGAGGAGUGGUGUUUUAAACUGGUUUGCGGUGACGCAUAGCUAGAUCAUCGCUAGCCAACGUUACUACCCAGCAGUAGAGUAGACUUUGUCGGCCCAUCAAAUUAAUACGUAACAAUGUGCUGGCUUUAAUUAUGGUUGUAUUUGGGAUUAUUCGCUAUUGGGAACUAUGUAGAUAUUGAUCUCGAUUUAAUCUAAGUACAAAGAAAACUGACUCUGAACUGUACUGUAAUCAAUAUGACAAAUCUGUAGCAGUCAGGCCUAGCCAGGGAUAGGCCGUGGUCACUGGUCAUAGACUGGAGGUUUGAGCGGUAUUUCAACUAGUACCGGGUGGUUCCGUGUAGUUCAGCCGUGCCUGGGUCUCUUUCGACCGACCAGAGCAGCUGCACGCAUUGCUCCUUCGCUACAAAUAGCUAGAUUAAAGCGUAAAUCAGAAAGCGAAAUCGGAGGGAUAGGACUGGAGAAAUGUAUCUACUCUCAAAUUCAUAGACAGAGCUAUGGAUGAAAGGACUGACCAUCCAUGAUAUCAAAAUAAUAGUUUUAACCAUGUUUUGAGGCUUUAUAAUGUUUGUUUACAUUUACUUUGUUUACAAACAUUGAAGGUUAACAAGCUUUUAUUUGGGUUCUGAUGGGAGUGUGUCAGUUGAACUAAGAUGGAGGCUUUUCUAAGUUGUAUUCUUCAAGAAUCGAUGGGUCCAUAUCAUUAAUUUAGCAACUGCUGAUUGCACCUUUAAUUAUAGUGUAAUUAUUGUAUUUGUUCAUGUUUUAUUAGGAUCCCCAUUAGCUGUUACAAUAACAGUAGUCCCUCUCCCUGGGGUCCUAAUCGAGGAGGCGGAAAGGGCAGAGAGAGGGAUAGCCUAUGCCGUUAGAGAGAAUCUAGUUCAGUAGGACAAGAUUGGGUUUUCAGGAGUGAGCAAAUGUCAGACCCUCUUCACAGGACUAUAUAUAGUCUGUCAGGCAAAUAGCGGUGGCUGACCCCUGUAGAGGGGCAAGGUUCUUUCAUAGAGCAACAAAGCCUGGAAGACGACUAGCCGUGGCCGACCCCUGUAGAGGGGCAAGGUUCUUUCAUGGAGCAACAAAGCCUGGAAGACGACUAGCCAUGGCUGACCCCUGUAGAGGGGCAAGGUUCUUUCAUAGAGCAACAAAGCCUGGAAGACGACUAGCCGUGGCCGACCCCUGUAGAGGGGCAAGGUUCUUUCAUGGAGCAACAAAGCCUGGAAGACGACUAGCCGUGGCUGACCCCUGUAGAGGGGCAAGGUUCUUUCAUGGAGCAACAAAGCCUGGAAGACGACUAGCCGUGGCCGACCCCUGUAGAGGGGCAAGGUUCUUUCAUGGAGCAACAAAGCCUGGAAGACGACUAGCCGUGGCCGACCCCUGUAGAGGGGCAAGGUUCUUUCAUGGAGCAACAAAGCCUGGAAGACGACUAGCCGUGGCCGACCCCUGUAGAGGGGCAAGGUUCUUUCAUGGAGCAACAAAGCCUGGAAGACGACUAGCGGUGGCCGACCCCUGUAGAGGGGCAAGGUUCUUUCAUGGAGCAACAAAGCCUGGAAGACGACUAGCGGUGGCCGACCCCUGUAGAGGGGCAAGGUUCUUUCAUGGAGCAACAAAGCCUGGAAGACGACUAGCCGUGGCCGACCCCUGUAGAGGGGCAAGGUUCUUUCAUGGAGCAAUAAAGCCUGGAAGACGACUAGCCGUGGCCGACCCCUGUAGAGGGGCAAGGUUCUUUCAUGGAGCAACAAAGCCUGGAAGACGACUAGCCGUGGCCGACCCCUGUAGAGGGGCAAGGUUCUUUCAUGGAGCAACAAAGCCUGGAAGACGACUAGCGGUGGCCGACCCCUGUAGCACACUAGGUCUCAAACCUGUCCUUGGGACCUCAAGCCAUUUCAUGUAUUUGAUCUAUUCCAGAACUAGCACACCUGAUUCAACCUUUCAACUAAUCAUCAAGCCUUGUGUAGGUGAAUCAGGUGAGCUAGUUUAGAGCUAGAUCUAAAUUGUGAAAAGUCUGGGGAGAGGUUUGAGAACCACUGCUGUAGAGGUGAACUAGCACUGCUGUAGAGGUGCAAGGCUCUUUUAUGGCGCAACACAGCUUGGCAACCUAGUGCCAGUCUGUCACACUAGUCCGCUAGUACUGGAAUGCAGUGUUCCAUUGUUGGAGUGCAACCUGCCUCAAAGCAUUAUAAAGCCUCUGCCAAGAGGCUCAGACUUUUAUUGCACAGGAGGUUUCCUUGUAGCAAAGUCACUGGUUCCAGCUCCCUUAUUCACCACACAAUCAAAAUAAAUACAGUUGGAAGAUAGAACUGCUUGUCUUGAUCCGUUAUGUUAUUUGCAUGUCACUUUUGUUUGUAUGGAUCUGUAAUGGUACCUUUGUCGAGAGCUCUGUUACUACGUGUCAGUAAUUUAUGUACACUGACUGAAUGAGAGGUGUGUACACAAUCAAAAUGCCAUAGUCAGCUGUGGUUGUGUAGACUGAAUGAUACAGAUGACACAAGCUGCAUUUUUGCCCAUAGCUCACAGUUCCUGGUGUCUACCGUAGGUGUAGGAGUGUUGGUGGUGCUCUGAGAGAGUGUGUGUGUGUGGCGGUGCUCUGAGAGUGUGUGUGCCCAGAGCGAGCCACCAUGCCCGUGACAUCACAGCUGUUCCGAGGCUUCCCUCGAGCGAAGCUCUGGGGUUCCGCCCUGUUCCCAUGCCAACGCCAGCUCCCCUGCUGCCCCACCUCGUCGCAGCCCCACCCCAUAAGGCCGACAGCCAUGCCCGUGCGUGGCUACAGGAGGAGCCCUGACCUCCACAGCUACAAUCUCACCCCCCCACAGGUCAACUCAAUCCUCAAGGCCAACGAGUACAGCUUCAAGGUUCCAGAGUUUGAUGGUAAGAAUGUGUCGUCGGUGAUGGGGUUCGACAGUAACCAGCUGCCUGCCAACGCACCCAUCGAGGACCGGCGCAGCGCUGCCACCUGUCUGCAGACGCGGGGGAUGCUGCUGGGAGUGUUCGACGGCCAUGCGGGCUGUGCCUGUGCACAGGCGCUGAGUGAGAGGUUGUUCUACUACGUAGCAAUGUCCUUGAUGCCCCAUGAGACCCUGUGUGAGCUGGAGGCUGCAGUAGAGGCAGGCAGACCCCUCAGCCCCAUCCUGCAGUGGCACAAACACCCCAACGACUACUUCACCAGGGAGGCACAGACUAUGUACUUCAACAGCCUCAGAACCUACUGGCAGGAACUCAUAGACCUCAGCAGUCCAGGGGAGAGCCUAGGGCCCAGAGAGGCGUUGCUGAGUGCCUUUAAGAGACUGGACAGUGACCUGUCUCUGGAGGCUCAGGUGGGAGAUGCCAAUUCCUUCCUCCACUACUGGGUUUUGAGAGUGGCCUUCUCUGGAGCGACUGCCUGCGUAGCUCACAUCGAUGGAUCCGACCUGUAUGUAGCGAACACGGGCGACGGCCGGGCGGUGCUGGGGGUCCAGGAGGAGGACGGCUCAUUCAGCGCUCACACGCUCUCCAACGACCACAACGCCCAGAAUGAGAACGAGGUGGCCCGCAUCCAGGGGGAGCACCCCCUCUGAGAGAAGAAGACUGUCGUUAGCCAGGACCGGUUGUUGGGCCUGCUGAUGCCGUUCCGUGCAUUUGGAGAUGUGAAGUUCAAGUGGAGCAUUGACUUGCAGCGAGGUGUGUUGGAGUCAGGACCAGACCAGCUCCAUGACAACGAACAUACCAAGUUCAUCCCCCCCAAUUACCACACCCCUCCCUACCUCACGGCCGAGCCUGAGAUCACACACCACCGCCUCCGACCUCAGGACCGCUUCCUGGUGCUGGGUACAGACGGGCUGUGGGAGACGCUCCAUCGACAGGAGGUGGUCCGGAUCGUAGGGGAGUAUCUAACGGGGGUCCACCAGCGCCAGCCCCUCACCGUGGGGGGUUACCAUGUCACCCUGGGACAGAUGCAGGGGCUGCUGGCUGAGAGGAAGGCCCGUGCCUCCUUAGCGUUCCAGGACCAGAACGCUGCCACCCACCUGAUUCGCCACGCGGUGGGCAACAAUGAGUUUGGAGCAGUGGACCACGAGACGCUGUCCAAGAUGCUGUCUCUGCCUGAGGAACUGGCCCGCAUGUACCGCGACGACAUCACCAUCAUCAUCACACAGUUCAACCCCCACGUGGUUGGACACCAGCGCCAAGGGGGGGAGUCCUGAGCCAGCUCAGCCUAUCAGAGGGGAACGUGGACAUGAACAGGAAAAACACUGAUGUGAGGACUGGGUCCUGCUACAGACACAUGGUUAAGCUCUAAUCUUUAUUUGACCAAACACACACAAAACAUACUGUUAAUGGACUAACCCUGCAGAGGGAGGACUGCCUACCUUCGGACUCCUUAUUUUAGGAUUGUUAUUGAAGAGGUGCGUGUACAGUAUGUGCACAUGUGAGCACACAGUCCUGGUCAUGUGGAUUGUUGAAAUGCUUGCUGAUACUGAUCACAAGUUGGCUCUUUUCUGAGUGUUGUGGCCUGGUGUGUGUGUGAAGCUUUUUAAAGGAUAUUUGAUCAACCUCCCUGCAGCAUUCUGCUUCUCUGCUCUGUCACAGUCUCUGCCCAUAGGAAACUUUAAUUUGUGCCGAAAGAGUGUGCUGCUUUAUAACUAUGUUGUCUGAGCAUUGAGGUAAUGAUACGGUGGCAGCCUUUGUGUUUGUUCAAUCUGGCCUGUCUACUCCUCUACAAACAUCCCUCCCUCUUUCAUAUCACAGAUUCUGUGCUGUGCAGUUGCAGCAUCUGUCUUGCUCUAGAGCUGCAACUGGCCUCCAUCCUGGCUCUACCGCAUGGCUCUGCUGUUACAUAGUAGGGCUCUGUCUGUCUGUGUUCUGUCAUUGGAUGGAUCCGUGUCCUUUAUACUUGUUACAGACGGACAGCCAAGAGCUCCCAGGCACACUUCUUGUUAUCUUAUAUUUUGAAAAAUGUUUAUUUAAAAUGUUUUUAAUCUGAUUUCAAACAUGGACUAUUUUGUCAACCUUAGAGAGGAAUAACUGCCUGUGUCUAUAAAGCAGAUGUUAUUGCUCUGAGACAGACGGUGUCACUAAGAUAGGAACCAGUAGAGCUACGUAGUGUGCAAGCUUUAGAUCCAGCACUAACACCUCUAUCACAACUACUCACCCACAGGAAUCAGGUUUGUUAUGCGCUGAGUGUGUCUGAGAGAUUCUACAGCAGACUGAAGGAGUGGUGGUAUUCUGUAGAGGAGAGAGAGAGGGGUGUGUGAUGAGACGUUUAUUGUUUUAGGGUUGCAGAGUAUACAUGUUUAAAAGGAACAUAGUGGUUGAACCUCUCGUGUUUUUUGACAAUGAUACUCUCAUACGGGGGGAUAUGGUAUACUAACGUCAUCAUGCUUACAUGGUGUGUAUUCUAUAAAAAAUGUUUUUUAAAAGUUAACUUUUUAGUUUUUAACAGUGAAUCAUUGCUAGCUGGUGUCAGAUCUCUGUCUGAGGUAACCAUGGAAUUAGGAAUUGAACUGUAACCAUCUCCUGUCAUGUUCAUGCCAAACCUCCAGGAGUGACUAAAACAGAGACAGACUUAGUCACUGUUGGCAGGACACUAACCAUGGUGUGGUUCUAGGCUUGUAUAGGUCAGAUGAAGGGUGUGCAUCAUAUGAGGUUGUAUAUCUCAUGGUGGUGUAUAUUUAGGAGAGGAGAGAAUGUAAAGCUGAAGGUGGCUCUGUCUGGACGCUGGCUGAAUACUUGAAGGUUAUUUAUGCAACUUUUAAUAUGUCACAGGUAUUUAUCCACAAUUAUAUGAGAUGUGACAGGUAUGUAUGUACCGUGUCUUGACCUGUUUGGGCUUGAGACUAAAGUUUUUUUGUAUUUGGAAACUUAAUAAAACACUGACUACACACAA
Oncorhynchus tshawytscha (Chinook salmon) is the source of this 6046-nucleotide messenger RNA. RefSeq names its product pyruvate dehydrogenase [acetyl-transferring]-phosphatase 1, mitochondrial-like. The record is from RefSeq and is a predicted model, not a curated record. Gene Ontology annotation, biological process: protein dephosphorylation. NCBI's taxonomy places the organism in Eukaryota, Metazoa, Chordata, Actinopteri, Salmoniformes, Salmonidae. Gene Ontology annotation, molecular function: cation binding; protein serine/threonine phosphatase activity. The transcript is spliced from 8 exons.